Molecule: messenger RNA, 2465 nt
Organism: Chiloscyllium plagiosum (whitespotted bambooshark)
Lineage: Eukaryota; Metazoa; Chordata; Chondrichthyes; Orectolobiformes; Hemiscylliidae
Gene: dpf3
Product: double PHD fingers 3
Biological process (GO): nervous system development
Cellular component (GO): nBAF complex; nucleus
Source: RefSeq, a predicted model, not a curated record
UGAUUGGCAGCCGCCCUGACUGUAGGAGCCCGCAACCGGCUGCUCACUUCUAUUGGAGCAAGAUGGCGGCGGUGCUCCCGUCUCCGAGCCCCGGUACCGGGCACGGUACGAGAACCAGCCCGCUGAAAGCACUAGGAGAACAGUUCUACAAGGAAGCCAUUGAACAUUGCCGGAAUUACAAUGCCCGGCUGUGUGCAGAACGCAGUGUCCGUCUGCCAUUUCUGGACUCUCAGACUGGUGUCGCACAAAAUAAUUGCUACAUUUGGAUGGAAAAGAGGCACAGAGGCCCAGGGGUGGCGCCAGGGCAGUUGUACACUUACCCUGCACGCUGCUGGCGAAAGAAGAGACGCCUGCAUCCCCCUGAAGACCCCAGGCUGAGACUAUGUGAAAUCAAGUUUGAAGGAGAAAUCUUGAAAAAGGAUGGUGUGUCAGCUGAAGGGACAACAUUGGAAGCUCUGCUUCGUGGGGAGGCACUGGAGAAAAGAAAUGACUCAAAAGAUGAUGAAGCCUAUAGUGAAAUUCAGAGAGUUUUGGACAAUGAGGAAAACAUAGAAGAUUUAGAAGAAGACGACUUGGAAGAUGAUAUUCCAAAAAGGAAAAAUAAACCCAGAGGACGGACACGUGGUGUUGGUGGCAGAAAAAGAACUGAUUCCACUGCCCAGGAAGACCAUGAUAAACCAUAUGUGUGUGACAAUAGUUACAAACAAAAGCAUAACUCAAAAACAUCUGACAAAGUCUGCGGCAAGCGAUACAAGAAUCGUCCUGGUCUUAGUUAUCAUUAUGCUCAUACCCAUUUAGCUGAUGAGGAAGGAGAUGAUGACCGAGAUUCGGAGCCUCAUUCGCCACCAGUCCUGAGAAGUGAAUGUCACAAACCUCGGAAAGGUCCAGAUGGGGUGGUAAUUUCCAAUAAUUACUGUGACUUCUGUCUUGGUGGGUCAAAUAUGAACAAGAAAACAGGCAGGGCUGAAGAGCUGGUCUCAUGCUCAGACUGUGGGCGCUCCGGAACCACAUCAUUAGGCAUGUGUUCUGAUGACAGAAAUAGAAUGACACCAGCGACCUUUUUGAUCCUGUUAAUUUGAAAGGAGUUCAUCAUUUGCAUUGCAAAGGUAUGUGUGCAAGACUUUUGUUUUUAAUUCACUUUUAAACAAAAAUUCUUAAGCAGAAUUGCAUGAUUUGCAGUAAUUGCUUUUUUGUCUUGUUGGCUUAACUCUUGUGGUCUGGGCAGGUUAUGUAUUCUAUAUUAAAACUGCAGAUGUAUUGUUUUGAAAUUUAUUAAUGCAGCACAUUUUGACCUGUAAGAAGACUCUCUAACACCAUGCAGCCUUCUAAACAAACAGCUCUCCUCUACCAUUCCUCACCACAGAAUUGCCUCGAUGCCGGUGGUUACCAUGCAAGCCAUUUCCUGGAAGGAAGGCCAGAAAUGAAUUGUGACCAUUUUCCCAUGGAAUUUUGCCUCUUUAGCAACUCCGUUAUGCGACUCAGACUCAGGAAGGCCCUGAGAAUGUGCAGUAUGAAGGAUGACUUCAUUGUGAAUUAGAUGUUUGUAUUUAUUAAACUGACAGAUAAGCUGCUCUCUAGCUUUUUGGAGGGGAGGGGAAUGUGUGGUAAUAUAUUGAAUAAUUCAUGUAUUUGGAAAUAUUGAACUUUACCCAAAAAAUCCCGACUAUUUUGUGUAAGUCUUAUUUUUCUCUCUCAAAAAAAUGCAUCAUUUUGAAUGAUGAAUGUGUUGGCUAGUUUUACUGAUGAAUUCUCUAAAAACUGAAAUCAACUCUGCUCAAUUUUGUUGUCAAAGCCAUUUGUUUGAAUCUCAGUAGGAUUGCUGCAAGUGGAUGUGGUAAGUGUCAGGUGUGUCUAUCAGAUGUCUGGAAGUCUAGUCAUUACUUUCUAUUUAUUGAUUAGUUUCACUGUAAUUUGCUGUAACCCCUCUCCCCAACCCUUUGUGAAAAAGUAUUGUCACCAUCAAGUGGAUGGUAUUGUUUGUUGUACAAUGUUAAAUGUAAAAAAAAUGUUCUUUAUAAACUGGAUUAAAAUGCUGCUGAGCUUAUAAAGUUUUUAUUUGAUAAAAAAAAAUAAACUGCAUAUUGGUCUCCCUUUGUCCAUUUUACGUGUGGCAUUUUUCCUUAAUUUCUGACUUGGUGUUUUGUGCGUAGCUUGAAUUUGCAAUUAAUGUUGGGUUGAAUUUUUUUUUGCGUUUGAUAAUUUUAUAGACCUGGUUAGUUAUGUAGCUGCAGCAUGUUAUAUAAUAGCUGACAAACUUAAUACUUAGUAGCCCUGCCCAGCAGCGAAAGGGUUAAUGUUUAGUUAAAAAGGUCUUAGUUGUUUUUCACGCGCUCUGUCCCAUUUUGCCCCCCUGAUCCCCCACAUACCACCAACCACUUCUUUCUCUCUCUGACUCUGUCUGUCUGUCUGUGUGUGCGUGUCUCUUUCUCUCUCUCUCUUCCCCCCCCGCCCCAUUUUUUCUCUCC